Paraglomus brasilianum is the source of this 306-nucleotide messenger RNA. NCBI's taxonomy places the organism in Eukaryota, Fungi, Glomeromycota, Glomeromycetes, Paraglomerales, Paraglomeraceae. The record is from the annotation of a GenBank genome assembly.
AUGAUCGAAAAUAUGUACGCUACAGAUACUUUUGCAGACGAAGACAUGAGAGGUGAAAGUGAACAAGAAAUACAUGUUAUUCAAACUGAUUCAGAAGAAAUAGCUGUAAGGAAGAAAGGUGGCGUUAGUAAUAAAGAGGAAGGGGAGAAUGAGGAAUACAUGGGAAAAAAAAAGCGUUAUAUUGCAACAAACUGCAAGUCUACCACUUCCAUUAUUUUUACUGAUAAUCAGCUACAAAUGAUUGUUGAGAAUACAAACAAAUAUGAGCAAACAAAAGGAUUUAGUGAUGGAGUCUUUUUACAUUAA